AUGGCUUGCUUAGGCUUACUGUCGUACGGCAGUCGCAACGGCAUAAUCAGGCUUAGCGCAGGCGUGUUCCGCUUCCUCAUUCUUGCUCACAUGAACGACCAAGCGAAUGAAUCAGAAUCCUGGGCCUGCAAUGCUCUCAUUUACCUCUCUCUCCAUGCAUCUCAACACUGA
Plenodomus lingam JN3 is the source of this 171-nucleotide messenger RNA. The record is from RefSeq and is a predicted model, not a curated record. NCBI's taxonomy places the organism in Eukaryota, Fungi, Ascomycota, Dothideomycetes, Pleosporales, Leptosphaeriaceae.